Molecule: messenger RNA, 573 nt
Organism: Rosa chinensis
Lineage: Eukaryota; Viridiplantae; Streptophyta; Magnoliopsida; Rosales; Rosaceae
Product: putative disease resistance protein RGA4
Exons: 1
Coding region: 1-573 (190 amino acids)
Biological process (GO): defense response to fungus
Source: RefSeq, a predicted model, not a curated record
AUGAGGUUUUGCGAAAAUCUAGAGACUAUUCCAAGUUCAGACAAGCUCACAUCCCUCCGCAGCUUGGAGAUUAGAGGGUGUAAUAAAUUAACAUGUCUACCGAAUGGGUUACCAGCAUCGUCACAGUCCUGCAACCUCACCCGUUUGAAGGAAUUGACAAUUGGUCCCUUCUGCGAGGAGCUCGAUGCAUUCCCAGCAUUUCAGGCUAUACCACAGCUUGAAUCAUUAAAGAUCUAUGGGUGGCGUAAGCUCAAGUCUCUCCCUGAACAAAUUCAACACUUGCCUUCUUUAAGACACAUGAAGAUUUUAGGCUUUCACGGAGUGGAGGCUAUUCCAGAGUGGUUGGGAAACCUUGCAUCUCUUGAGGACCUGACUAUUCAGGGUUGCGCGAGUCUAAAGUAUCUACCUUCUGUGGAAGCUAUGCAACGCCUCACCAAAUUGAAAGAGAUAGACAUCAUCGGCUGUCCCCUUCUAGAAGAAAGAUGCACGGAGGAGAGCGGCCCAGAGUUGCAUAAGAUUCGUCAUCUUCCAUUCAUCAAGAGUAAGACUUUUCUUCAUCAAUCACUAAACUAG